This is a messenger RNA of Haplochromis burtoni (Burton's mouthbrooder), 2094 nucleotides long. RefSeq lists its product as uncharacterized. The transcript is spliced from 2 exons. The record is from RefSeq and is a predicted model, not a curated record. The coding region runs from base 570 to 1913 and encodes 447 amino acids. Lineage: Eukaryota; Metazoa; Chordata; Actinopteri; Cichliformes; Cichlidae.
GGUCCUGGGCCAUGUGGGCCCAGUAUUCUUAGUUUUCAUGUAUUUCUGUAUUUUGUUCUUUAUUUAGGCCAUGCUUCCUGGGUUGAUCUGUUACGUUGUUCCUUAUGUUUUCCCUUCGUGACCCUCACCCCCUGUGUGCCCCUCUGUGUAUUUAUGAGCCCUCGUCUCUCUUAGUGUUUUAUUCUAUGUUUUCCCCAGCCCGUUAUGUCUGCGUUCUCCCCGUGCUCUCUCCCCUCCUGUUUGAACCUCUGUGUACUUCCUGUUUUACUUUGCCCAUCUCCCAUCAGUGUUACGUUCACUCCUGCCGUGUCUUGUUAUGAUUAUCAGUGUCACCUGUGUUCCCCGUGUGCAUCCACUUCCCCUGAUCAUCCCUCAUGUGUAUUUAGUCUCUGUGUUUCAUACAGUCUGUGUCGCGUCGUCUGUGUUCUCACCUCCAUGUUUUCACGCCAUAAUAAAGGCUCGCUUUUGUUUUACUCCACUCCUGCAUCCUCGCUUGUGUUCGCACCUGGGUCCACCAUACACAUUCCCGCACGGUCUGCCUCCGCAGACCGCGACAGUACGACGCGACCAUGCCGGACCCAGCGACACACGAGAGGGAGAUCAUCCAGACGGUGGAGGCGCUUUGUACUAACUGGCUGCAGUGUUCCGGAGUGGAGGAACGGGAGGAGUUGGCCCGCCAAGUGGGAGUAUGCGUGUCUGUAUUUCCCUGGUUAUGGGAGGCACUACACCCACUGAUCGUUGACUUUCUCGUCACCACUCUCCAACUCCGUCCGCAGCCGCAGCGGCCCGGUGUGCGUGCGCCUUCGCCAGAGCCAUGCUGUUGCGAUGUUACCCCGCGGCCUCAAGAGCCGGUAGCGGUCAGAGUCGGAACAGUGAGGCUCACCACCGACACACCAUUGGCUCACACUUCAUCAGCUUCCGCAUCUUCGCCACCGCCUGCCUGCACGGAGAUGCCCGAGGCUGUUGACUUCGGUGAGGAGGAGCGACAGCAGGUGUUGCGGGCGUAUCGGGAGGACGAGCUACGCUGGAAGCCCUGGCUUAUCACCAAGGAGGAGCUUCCGCCAGCCGCCCCGCCUCGGACCGGCCGCCCAUCCUCGCCGCCUCGAUCGGACUACUCUUCUCCCGCUUCUUAUCUGGCGCGGAUGUGGUCGGAAGACGAGGAGCCGGUCGCCACAGAAAUCCAAGUUACGUCCGCGUCCACUUCAAGACGGAAGCGGCGUUCUCGUCGCCGUCGCUCAUCGCUACGGCAUGUCUCGCCCUCCACUGAGCGACACGAGGAGGCUGUGGAGGUGAUGACUUUCGACCUCGAGGAGCGACAGCGCGCCGCAUGCGCGCAACUGGAGGAGGAGCUACGGGGGAAGCCAGGGCUCGCUCCUCACUACGGUGAGAUUUUCCGCGGGACACGCCUGGCCUUUGGGGGCCCCCGGAGUUGCCAGGAGCUCCCGCCUGAUGCUCCGCCAACCCUCGCCUCCUCAGCCUCUGCAGCGCCGCAAGAGGCUCCACUUUCCACGUUAACGGGGCUCUCGGCCAAGAGGAGACGGCGCUCGCGUCGCCACCGCAUCGCGCAACGACCGGAGGUGAGUGAGUGCAACCUGUCAUCACCAGCUUCCAUCGAAGCCGUAGAAGAUGAAUUAGACUCAGAAUCACAGAGCCACGGGUCAAAGUUAACAGAGACACAUAGUGUGGAAAUGGCUGACUCUGGUACUGUGAAUGGUGUGGUCUGUUCGUCUGGCUUCCACGAACAGGGAGUAAGACCCACUCAGACUGUGAAUUCCAACACUGGGGAGUUUCAGCCGGUGUUCUUGUCACCGCCACCCGAACAGGUGUUUGACUGUCCAGCCUCUAAGCUGACCGGGGAAUCCCCUGUUUCGUGUGUUUCUGUUUGUGAAAAUAAAGCACUGUUUCGGAAUUAGCCAGUGCUAACUUCAGACUGAGUAAUGCUCUGCUAACCAAGCCACAGCCAAGUGAAUCUGUUUCAGAGAGGAUCUUGGACAGGCCUAGUGAUCUUGUAGGGACCUCUGACACUACACUUGGAUCGACAGAGAGUUCCACAGGCCGUGAUGUUGCUCGUGUGGGGAGUGGGGUGGAAGUGUU